ACAAAUAAUAAUAUUUUAUUUUCAUGGCACGAAUGAUUAAGAAUUUCAAUUUUGAAGGCACAUACAAAGCAACCUUAGUGGUGUCUUAAAAUUGACCAUUCUUCUUCAUGACAUUCCGUUUACUCAGUUACUACUCUGCUCCUUCUGCUUUUCCCCCCCAAACUGAACGAGAACGUUACAAAAGCAGAGAAGCCAGAAACCCUUCUUAAAAAGGAAUCACAGAACCCUAAGCGCAACGAGUCAAAGAAGAGAGAAGCAAAGUACAAAAGCACCGAGUUGUGCUCUGUCUUUCUCUCUGUAUCACUUGUCUUCUUUUGUAUCCGUUACCAUCUUCUUCUUCUCUCAUCAGCUACGUCGUCGUUUUGGAUUUUGUUUUACCAUAAGAGUAAUUGGAGUCUGAAAUCAGUGAUACGUUCAACAUGGCUUCUGCAACUAAGGGUGAUAGGAAGAUUGCAAUUGAUGUAGCAUCGUGGAUGUUCAAUAUAGUCACAUCUGUAGGAAUAAUCCUUGUGAAUAAGGCGCUCAUGGCUACAUAUGGUUUCAGUUUUGCUACAACGUUAACUGGUCUGCAUUUUGCAACAACAACCUUGUUGACCACCUUUCUUAAGUGGCUGGGAUAUAUCCAAACCUCCCAUCUUCCCUCACCUGAUCUUAUCAAAUUUGUCUUGUUUGCAAAUUUCUCUAUUGUCGGAAUGAAUGUGAGUUUAAUGUGGAACUCUGUUGGUUUCUAUCAGAUUGCUAAGCUGAGUAUGAUUCCGGUAUCUUGUUUCCUGGAAGUUAUAUUGGACAAUGUGAGAUAUUCAAGGGAUACAAAGCUUAGCAUUUCCCUAGUUCUCCUUGGUGUUGCUGUAUGUACAGUCACUGAUGUGAGUGUCAAUGCUAAGGGUUUCAUAGCAGCUGUAGUGGCUGUUUGGAGCACCGCACUGCAGCAGUAUUAUGUGCAUUUCCUUCAGAGGAAAUAUUCUCUCGGAUCGUUUAACUUGUUGGGCCAUACUGCACCAGUACAGGCUGCAAGUUUACUUCUAGUAGGUCCCUUUAUGGACUACUGGCUGACAAACAAAAGAGUUGAUGCGUACAACUAUGGUUUGACAUCCAUUUUGUUCAUCAUUCUGUCUUGCUCUAUCGCAGUAGGGACAAACCUCAGCCAGUUCAUCUGCAUUGGCAGAUUUACGGCUGUAUCAUUCCAAGUUCUUGGUCAUAUGAAGACUAUUUUGGUCCUGGCCCUAGGAUUCAUUUUCUUUGGAAAAGAGGGUCUCAAUCUACAAGUAAUUCUAGGCAUGAUCAUUGCAAUAGCGGGAAUGAUAUGGUAUGGCAAUGCAUCUUCUAAGCCAGGAGGGAAGGAGCGUCAAAGCACAACCAUUCCUACCCCUAAAGCACAAGAAUAUAAUGUACUACCUGUAUCCUCUGAAACGGAUCAGGAAAUAUGAAUCUUAAUGGAAAUAAAGUGGUGAAACUUAUAGUAAAGUGCAUGGGAAAAUCAGGUGCCCUUUAAGUCAGCUUAUUCAUUUUCUUAUACCCAGAAGUAAUUUCCCAAAUAUUUAUAGAGAUAUUGUCAUAUAUCUGUGUUCCGUUUUUCUGAGUAGAGGAGGAGGACUAUUUUAUC
Abrus precatorius (Indian licorice) is the source of this 1603-nucleotide messenger RNA. Its product is annotated as UDP-rhamnose/UDP-galactose transporter 4-like. The record is from RefSeq and is a predicted model, not a curated record. The coding region runs from base 420 to 1427 and encodes 335 amino acids. Gene Ontology annotation, cellular component: Golgi apparatus. Gene Ontology annotation, molecular function: UDP-galactose transmembrane transporter activity; antiporter activity. Lineage: Eukaryota; Viridiplantae; Streptophyta; Magnoliopsida; Fabales; Fabaceae. The transcript has 6 exons.